AUGGCGGACGUAGUAACGGCUGUGAUUCGUCGCGGAGGCGCCGGAGGGAGUAACCGCGUCACGGACGGUGAUCUUGAGAGUUUCCUCUUCGGCGAGGAUGGUGACACGUCAGACAUGGGCAAUCGCAGCCGUCGAUCGAGCCUCAGCUUCGAGCCGCUCACGGCGCACGACGGUGACGGCGCUCACGGCGGGGGACACGGCGGGGGACAGGGAGGUGGACAAGGCGCGGGACACGGCGACAGAAGGCGGAUGAGCGUGGAGGAGAAAAACGCUUUGUGGCGGGAGACCGUCCGCGCGCGCGUGUCGUUCAAGCGCGGAGGGGGAGGGUCGCGGGGGGAGCCGGAGGUGCAGGAGCCGCUGGUGCCGCGGAGCGGGGAGCUGGUUCCGCGGAGCGGGGAGCUGGUUCCGCCCGGAGUGACUCGGUCGCGGCCGCUAACGCCGCCGUUAGGGGCGGAGCGAGGCACAGAGCGAGGCACGGAGAGGGGGACGGAGAGGGGGACGGAGCGAAGCGGCGUGUCAGGGUUCGAGAUGACUCAUCGGAGCGGCAUUUCCGGCACGGGAAGGGGAACGGAAAGGGGAACCGAUAGGGGAACGGAGAGGGGGACGGAACGAAGCACAACGGCUAGCGGAGCAGAACGGACUGGAAAAGGGGGUUCGAAUAAGGACCGAGACGCGGCGGUGGUUGCAGCUGCGGCAAAGGUUCUGUCGGUGUCUGCUGCAGCAGCGAUCUGGGGGGGGAGUCAGAAGGAGGGCAGUACUGUGGGCACGGGGAGCAAAGUGGGACCAGACUCUGCUAAUGUGUCUAAAAGGACUGGCCAUGCCUCGACCGUGACCCCGCUCUCGUCAGCAACCCCAACCAAAGGCACACCCCCGCCCACGGACUACGAUCCGUCGCAGGAAGUGCCGAUGGGCAAGCACACUCACAUUCUCCUCCCAGACGGCACCUUCAAGGUCCCCACGGGGGAGGAUUAUGAUGCCACUACUGCCACGGGUCAGCACACCACCACGGGAAGGAGCAGUGGUGGCGGGGGAGGGAGCAACCGGCCUGUGAGGCAGCCUGCUGUGCAUUGGGAGGACUGGGCGAGCGAUGAGGAGGAGGACGAAGAGCAGAUUGAUGCUGUGAUGCUGGAAGACAUCUACUUCAAGGUGAAGGCGGCCGACAAGCGACUAGACGAUUAUAAGAACCUGGUGUCGUUCCUCUGCUUCAUCGUGCUCUACCUGGUGGUGCUGUACAUGCAAGCCGACUCUACCGAUGGGUUUGAAGUGUCCACAGCACACAAAAUACUGCUCCCUUCGGGGGCAUCAGGCAGUGAGCUCAACGCCAUGAGUGGACCGGACGAGAUGUAUCAAUGGGUUAACGAUAGCAUUAUACAGGUGGUGUGGGAGGGGCCUCACUGCGGCAACAGCGUGUGUGACAACCCUUUAGAAUACGCAGCGUUCGGGCGGUUCGGAUGUGAAGCGGACUGUGGGGUGUUUGAGAACGUGACGCAUGUGGUGGUUCAUAUCCAUUCGUCCUUCUCCUCGCAAUCUGACAAGCAGGGCAGCUCGUGGAACCUGUGUAUGAUUCAGCCCAGCAACCUGUGCUGGUUCGAGGAGCCUCAGGUGUUUUCGGAGCUCCAAUCAGAGAUUGCGUUGGACCUCUUCAUCCCGGACGGCGACUGGCAGAUCAAGCUCGACGCGCCGGGCGGCGGCGUUCGGGGGAUAGUGCAAGUGGUCGGCGCACUCAGCAGCAACGCCACCCUGCAACGAACCAACGGCAGGGGCGGCCGAACCAGCGCCCGAGGCUCGGCAACAGGCUGGGGAACGGCCUGGAGUGUGUCAGGCAACGGGGGAGAGGCAGGGGUGGUGGAUACAGCACUAGCACAGCUAACAGACCUGGGAGCCAGUAAAGACGUAGUGGUAACAUGGGGUGGGUGUGCGACGAGUAAAUCAACGGUUGCGAACGGCCGAUCGGCGGUGCUGGCUAAGAGGCUGUAUGGGUGUAGGGCGACGUGUGCUGCAAUGGCGACGUGUGUUCUGGGCGCGUGUGAGAACGUGGGGGUGGAAGAGGCUUCGGGCGUGUUUGUGGACUGUGCUGUUGUGUGCAACAUGGCGCCCUUUACAAUCACACAGUACACCAACUGGACUUGUGUUGAGAUGCUACGGACCACCACCACCGUCCUGAAGAACAUCAACUGCUCUGAUGCUACGGACCACCACCACUGUCCUGAAGAACAUCAACUGCUCAGUGAACGCCACAUAUGUCAAGGCUUUGAGAAGAAACGCCAGCAGCAGCAGCAGCAGCUCCACCCCCAGCAGCAGCAGCAACAGCAGCAGCAGCAGUGCACAUUCAACCUUCUCAUCCCCACACUCCCCCACCGGCCCCUUUUCGAUGGAUCACCCAUCCAUGCCCCCCCUCUUCAGGUGACAUCCCACCAGCGCCGGUUGCUGCAGCUGGUCCGAGGGCAACCACCCCAGACACUGACACUGCAGCAGAGGCAAGCACAGGGGCAUGUGCUGCGGCAGAUGAGCAUGCCCGCUUCCUUGGAAGACCAGGGGAAACUACAGGUGAACGCACAGGAGAGAGCUUUGAAGCAUGCUCAGGGAGAGGCACAGGGGAAAGUACAGGAGCAAUCACAGAGGAGGAAGAUGCGUUCUGUUGCGAGAAAGCAGACAGCGGGUCGAAUGCUGGGCUUUUCCGGGGAAUUGGAUGGAGAUGUGCCGCUUCCUCGCCACCACCACCCACUGUGGCAUGUGAUGCGAGAUGUUCCGGAGGAGCGGAUGAGACAAGGGGCAAAGACAAGAGAGGAACACGCGGAGGGAGUGACAGCAUCAGAAGAUGUUGAGGGUGGGGUGGCAGCAGAAGAAGCAGACGAGGUGGGGUUAGCAGCAGUCAAGGAGAAUGAGGAGGCAGAGGGAGCAGAGGUGGCAGAGGAAGAAGGGGAAGAAGGGGAAGAUGGGAAAGAAGAGGAAGAAGCAGAUGGGGGCUUUAGCGUGUGGACCCACAGCAGUAGCAGAGCAGUCAGCUAUGGACACACGGAGAGCAUGGAGAGCGUUGAGAUCUCACUCCCGAACCUCGAUCUCCACCUCUCCCUAUCUCCUUUCUCCCUCGUCCUAAUCUUGCCCCUUCCUUGCUCUCAUCUCCCUCCAUAUGCUCCCCAUUGUCACUCAUCCCGACCCUCACCUCACCCCACACCAGCAGUGCCAGCGCCCAGCCCACUUGCACAGACAGCAGCAGCAGCCACUGCUGACGCCUUGUUUCCUACCACCCUCACUGAUAAUUCUGCCAGCUUUGACUCGUACUCAGGCAGUAGUCUAACCCAACCACAACAGCUGCAACCACCACCCCAGCAGCAGGAGCAGCAGCAACAGGUGUUUCAAGGCCAACAGCAGCAGGCAGACGCACAGGCGAACACACAGGCGGUCACAGACGCACAAGCAGUUUCACAGGCGAACACGCAGGCAGUGACAGGCGCACAGGCAGUCACAGAUGCACAGGCAGGCGCACAGGCAGUAACGGACGCGUGGGCGGCUCUAGGCCCCACGGAGCGGCAGCGGUGGUUCAACCUGCGAGUGGCCGUGAGCCGAGCGCUCUUCUCCUGGGUGGGGGAUGCCUGCCUCGCUAAUGUCUUCUCCGCCGUGUCUCUCGAUGCUGCAACCCGGGCCCGUGUUUCUGCCUUCUUCUGUGCGCUGCUGCACAGUCCUGGGGAAGCGCAGGGUGGGAAGGGUGCUGCUGCUGCUGCUGCUGCUGGCGGUGCUUCUGGUGCUGUUUAUGGUGGUGCUGGUGCUGGUGGUGGUUUUGGUGGAAGGCUGGAGAUUACGGAUACUGUUUUGACAAACGGAGCAGCUGUGGAUGCUACCCUGCUCGGCAGCAGUUUGACCAGCAGCAGCAGUUUGAGCGGAGGUGGUUCAUUUAACGUGGCAGCAGUGGGAGGGAAUGGCUGUGUGCUCGGCCCUUUCACAUCUGUCGAUGGAUCCAUGGCUGCUGCUGCUGCCCACUUCGCCUUUCACGGCUUCCCUCCUCCUCCUCCUCCUCCUGGGUCCAAUAAUACCAACACCAACGGAACCGCUCCUAAGGCAGCUGCUUCUAACGGGGCUCCUUCUAAUGAAACCGCUUCUACCGCCAGUGCCUCUGCUCUGCUCUCCAGGCGUGUGCGCAUGUCCCGGGAUCAGUUUGCGCGGUUCGUGGGAACCUUCCUGGAUGCUGUGGAGUCGGUGGUGGUGGUGGAUGGGGCAACGUUGUCUCGCCUCUCGUCGCACCUCUACGUCGCUGGUAUCGGGCUUGUGGAUGGCAGCAUAGAAGGCUGCAGUCUGCGUGAGUAUUUCUCUCUUUCCACUUUGUCAUCACCUUUAGUAGUGGUGGUGGAUGGGGCAACGGUGUCUCGCCUCUCCUCGCACCUCUACAUCGCUGCCAUCGGCCUUGUGGACGCCAAUGGGCGCUUGCUGGAGUGGGCAGUGGGGGCGGAUUUCAAUGUGACAGUGGGGAGAGGUGACAGUGUGCAGUUUGUGUGGGCCGAUGACUAUCCUCACUCCGUUAAGGUGCGUGGGCUGGGCAGCAGUGCGGGCGACAGUCUUUUCAAGGGCUAUGGCGCCAACCGCAUGGUGCUAUCAAGGCACAGCCGCUGCGCGCCAGACAACGUGGGCACCAUGCCGCUAGAUGGCCCGCCACACCCGUGUGCCCUCUAUGGCCCCUCAGAUGCUCCUGUAUUCACCUACACGGCUGUCUUCACUCAAACUGGCUCCUACAAAGUGGAGUGCGGGCGAUUUGGGGCCGAUAUGACUGCGACAAUACAUGUUGUGGAUGAUAGCGAGGAUGACUCUACUUUUCUCCUCGACCCAUUCUUUGAUGCCAACACCAACACCACCAACAACACCACAACCCCACCAAUCUCUCCACUCACCUCCUCCUGCUACCCCGGCUGCUCAUUCGGCAAUCUAGCCGACGGCCGCUGCGAUCCCCUCUGCAACAACCACCACUGCGCCUUCGAUGGGGGUGACUGCGAGUGCGCUACUUUGGCUGGAAGCGGCGGGGGAGUGGGGGGGGAGUGUCCGUGCCCUGCUGGACAGACCAGGUCGGAGGCAGGCUCGUGUUGCCCCACCGAUGCUGUCGGCACGAACCUGCUGUUUCCGUUCCAGCUGCGCUCGUUCGGCCCGGACGCGCAUGCGAGCAACACACAGUUCUCAGAGCUGUAUGAGAAGCCACUGCACCGGCACGUGACCGAGAGGAACAGGCUGCUAGUGGGUCUCUACGUGCUGCAGACCCGCUGGGGUUCCCGCGAAUGCCCUUCCAAGAAGUUUUCAAACAUCUGGCCUCACUGUCUGACAAACGCCACCAGCCUGACCUCCUUCGGCAUCAACCCACGCUUCCUCUCCACCUCCGACCUCUACGACCCUGUAGUCGCCGCCACCAACCAGACGGGCCUUGAGAACUCCACCUUGAGCUCGGCGCCUCUAUUUAAUGACGAAGGACUGCCCUACGGCUUCGUUCCCCCCAUGGACGGGCUGGAGUCCUAUUCGCUCGUAUUCGACAUCAAUCUGCACCGAGUGGCGGCCACCAAGCGCCUGCAGUACCUCGUGGACGGAUUCUAUUUCGACAACCUCACCAAGUCCAUUGAGUUCGCCCUCAUCACUUACAACGCGGAUGUCAACAUGUUUGUGCUCUCCAAGAUCCACAUAGAGGUGGACGUUGGAGGGAAAUUAGGCUACACGUACCGCCUGGUGCCAAUCCCGGUGGAGCCGUACUCGUCCGCGUCCUCCUACGCACAGAUGGUGCUCGAGAUCAUCUACGUGGUGUGUGUGGCCUACAACCUGCUGGAGGAGGUCAACGAGAUGUUUCAGACGUACCGCCACUCAGGCAGCUUUCUUCACCACUUUCGCCAGUUUGGCAACUGGAUCGACCUGCUCUCGCUGUCGAUCCAAGUCUGGGGCAUCGUCGUCUGGAUCAUCAUGGUGCAGCAACUCUCGCCCCUCUCCGACAUCAGCGUGCGCUACAACGUGUACACGUCCCUCGACGACACGACAGCACAGUUCUGGGCGGUCAACACGACGAAUGGGGGCUUUGAGAGGGCGAUGCAGGUGUAUCGCACCAUGGAUGACAUUAUUAAGCUGCGCUCCUUCUACUUUGCUAUUCAAGGCAUCAAGAGCCUUGGAGAGGGCGGUGAAGUGCAGGUGUAUCGCACCAUGGAUGGCAUUAUCCAGCUAUGCUCCUUCUACUUCGCCAUUCAAGGCAUCAACGUGUUCCUGAUGGUGCAGCGCCUGCUCAAGCUGAUGGACUUCCAACCCCGAAUCGGCAUCAUCACGCACACCAUGGCAGCAGCGCUGCCAGCCAUCCUGCACUUCUUCCUCGUCUUCUCCCACACACCAUCCUCUUCUCACCUCUCUCUCCCCUCUCUCUUCCCUCUCCGCCCUCCCCUCUCCCCUCCCCCCUCCCCCCUCUCCUCUCUCCCUUUCUCCCCGCUCCCUCCCCCCCUGCUCCCCCCUGGCAGCGUCUUCCUCAUGGUGCAGCGCCUGCUCAAGCUGAUGGACUUCCAGCCCCGAAUCGGCAUCAUCACGCGCACCAUGGCAGCGGCCCUCCCAGCCAUCCUGCACUUCUUCCUCGUCUUCGGAAUCAUCUUCCUCGGCUUCUCCUUCUAUGGCUACCUCGUCUUCGGCCGAACGCUCGAGCAAUUCCGAACCAUCCCCAAUGCCAUGCUCUCCUGCUUCUUCAUGCUGAUUCAAGACAACUCCACCGCGUAUUACUACGCGAUGCUGGAGGGUUGGGAGCGGUUGGCUGCGUUUGUCUUCUGGCUGUCGUUUAUUGUCAUCAUGGUGUUUAUUCUGAUGAAUGUGGUGAUUGCGAUUGUGGUGGACGCAUUUAUGGACGUUAAGGAGGCGGCUCAGGAGGAGACGGCACUCCCCAUUGAUAUAUGGAUUCUGCUGCGGAAUCUCUGGCAGCGGAUUUGCACGCCGUAUUGGAGUUUGAGGAAGCUGAGGCACCAUCUUCUGUUCCUUGGCACGCAUGAGAAGACCCGAGAGGAGGAGGAGGCACUGGCAAAGCAGCGCAAGUCGGCACUAUCAGAGGUGGCAAGGAUGCUGCGCAAGGGGUGCUUCCAGUCUCAGGAGGAGCGCGAGAGAAUGAGACGCAUGCACCAGACGAAGAGGGUGGUGGACGUGGGCAUUGAUAUGAUGGACAUGACGUCGCUCAAUGCCCUCAUGACCCGCACAUAUGAGCGCAAGAUGGCGUCUAUGAGUCCCACCAAGGCCAGCAAGUCGUCCCAAGUGAACCCAGAAACCAUAGCCGAGUCAGUCAUGGGGCAAUUCGGGGAGAACGUGGAAGUAGCUCUUUUAGGAGAAAAACCCAAGAAAGGCAAGAGCGGGGAGAUGUCUCACAUCAAACGGUCCCUGCAGCGGCUGGAAGAGAACGCAGAUGAGACAGCGUAUGUGCUGCUGCAGGUGCAAGAGUCUCUGGAGAAAAUGAGAAGGGAGCAGGAGGAGUUGCAGCAGCAGCAGCAGCUGAUGCUGCUGCGGGGGUCUGGGAAGGAGAGGCGGCCGGAGUUGGGGUUGGUGAGGGGGGGGCGGCAGUGGAGUAGAGUUAGGAGGCGAUUUGAGGAUGAUGAUGAUGGUGAUGAUGAUGAUGCUGAUGUUUCUGCUGCGGCUGCUUCGCGCGGUUGGGGUGGCGGCGGCGGGAGCAGCAACCGUGGUGGUUUUGGCGGUGCUGCUGCUGGUGAUUCUUCUGGGUCUGGUGCUGGUGCUGGUGCCGCUGGUGCUGGUGGCGAUGGCACUGGUGAUACCGCUGUGAGUGGCUCUACCAAGGGUAUAACUCACUCCUCCAGUGCAGGGGAGGCAACUUUAACCGCACUGACCAGGCAGUUCCCUCGAUCCAUCUCAGGCAUGAAAGGAAGCCUCUCUUUCGAGCAGCUCGCUCCCACCUCCCCCACGCGCACCCCGACGCUCCACACCAACAGCCUGCCAAGUCCCAUCAUACCUGGGUUUAUGAGUAGGAGGAGGACCGACAGUGCGUUGCUACCAGGCAGCAGGCAGAAGCCUCACCUUGGUGGGGGGUUGGGGCGGAUGGGCGGCGAGGAGGUGGGGAACACGAGUGGGCGGCACCGGCCGGUUGGUUUUGGCAGCAUGCCGAGAGGGGCGGCGGAGGAUCUGAGCAUGAGAAGGAAAAUGGUGGAUUUUCCUUCUAUGGGAGCCGGGAUGGGUACCGGUAUGGGGAUGAGUGCGGGGUGGGGAAUGGGUGAGGAUGUGGGGAAUAUCAGCGGGCGGCGACGAGCUUUAGAGUAUGGGUCAACGAGACGAGGAAUGCCGGGCGGUGGCAUGGUUGGAGCGGGGAUGGCGUCUCCUUACCGGGGCGGCGGGUUCUUAGGCUCGGGAACGGCUGGGUUUGCCCAGCCUCGGUCGAUCAUGGCAGAUGGUGGGUUCGGAAACCGGAAGUUCGGGGAAGGCAUGGGGGUGGGUAGUAGGAGAAUGCCAGGAGGGGAGAAGCAAGGGAAUAGGGCUUCGGCAUUGCUGGCGGAGCUUCAGGCUGCCCGGGCGGUGGGAGGGGCGGGGAGUUGGACGAGGAUUCAUGAAGGGGAGGUGAAAAGAGUGCAGGUGAAAGGACUAAUGCAAAGAGAGGGUGGUGGCGAUCUGUGA
Closterium sp. Naga37s-1 is the source of this 8598-nucleotide messenger RNA. The record is from the annotation of a GenBank genome assembly. Lineage: Eukaryota; Viridiplantae; Streptophyta; Zygnematophyceae; Desmidiales; Closteriaceae.